AUGAGAUGGGGUCAUAAAGCUAAUCCGGAUAGGUGGUUCAUAAACUUACAACCACAAUUCCAAGAAGUUGUAGACGCAAUGGAAGUGAAUGGUGAACCAGAUAUAGCUGGUAUUUUCAGCGCGGCUUUAAUGCCAUUGAAAGAUAUGAAACAUGCAGAUAUUUUGGACCAGUAUGAAAUGAACAUGGCUGAAGGAAAUAUAACACCUGACGUUCUAGAACAUUUAUCUCAAGGAACUACACAGAACCAUAGAGAUGGUAUAUUUGGUGAAGAGUUUAGAAAGAAAGUUAGGGAGAGAGAAGGAAGAGAACCUAUUGUACAUGACCUUGCAAACGAAAGUUUGCAAAAUGUCAUAAAAACUUACUUUGCAGACAAUAAAAUGAGAAGGGAUGAAUAUUUAAGAAAACUCAAAUGGACAGUACCAAAUGAAAUGUUAGUAUUGAAAAACAUGUUCCUUGACAAAAUAAAACCAACUACAGAAAUAAAUGACGCAAGACUGAAACAGUGGGUAAAAGCUUUCCCAUUCACAAAAGAUAUUAUUGGUAACAUGGAAAGAAAACCAGAAUGGCUACAAAAACAUAUAUUUGGAAACGAGCUUAUUCCAUAUGGACAAGCUCUGUUUGAAGAGCUUGAACCGGAAACUCAGGAAAGAGUCAUGCAAACAAUACGCGAAGACUCAAAUACAAACUAUGACAAAAUCUUUCUAGGAUAUAGGUUACCUGAGAUGGGCGACCAGAGCCCAAAGGCAAAAAGGACAUGGGAAAUUUACAACAUACUAGGUGAACAUGAGGCAAAGAUGCAACAACUUGAAGCAGAGGGCAAGUUACCAAAAGCGACACCAAAGAAGAAGAGUAGAACAAAGUGA
This is a messenger RNA of Trichomonas vaginalis G3, 864 nucleotides long. Its product is annotated as protein of unknown function, DUF4106 family. Bases 1 to 864 code for a protein of 287 amino acids. The transcript has a single exon. NCBI's taxonomy places the organism in Eukaryota, Parabasalia, Trichomonadida, Trichomonadidae. The record is from RefSeq and is a predicted model, not a curated record.